UCUUAUUCAGAAGAACCCAAACAAAUGGGCCCCUCGCCCCCCCAAAAAACAACUUCUGUGGCAGGAACAUUUAAGUACGAACUCUAUGAUCCUAGAAUCCUGAGUUCAUUGAUACUCGAUCGGUUAUCUUCAACCCUGCUAUACAACAUUGGUGAUCGAUCAUCAUGGGUCUUUUGCGUGGCAUCCCGAAAAUCAUCUCCCCGGAUCUGCUCCACGUUCUGGCUUCCAUGGGACAUGGCGAUGAGAUCGUGUUAGCCGAUGCCAACUUCCCUUCAGUAUCAUCGUCGAGUAAGAAGGCCAAGUUCAUCGAUGCCUCGGGUCAUUCCAUUCCGGAGAUGCUGGAAGCGGUCUUGAAAUUGAUGCCCUUGGAUACGUACGUGUUCAAUCCGGUGGCUUUGAUGGACAUGGUAAAUUCCGACAAGAAAAAGGAUAUGAAGAUCAAGAAUUGGGAAGUUUACCAAACCAUUGUGGACAAGGCGGUGGGAGAUCCUGUGGAGUUUUAUAAGAUGGAACGCUUCGAUUUCUACGAACGCGCUCAAGAGGCGUUUGCCAUUGUAGCUACGGGAGAUUGCGCUCCAUAUGGUAACAUCAUUCUCAAGAAAGGGGUCUUGCUGAGCGAUUAAACGAAAACCACCAUGUCGUUGCCCACACUUCUGCACUUGCUUUUCACUGGGGCUUGAGAGACACAUAUUUUAUUGAUUGGCGCGAUGGUGGGCAUAAAAAAUAUAAAGAAAAAGAAAUUGAGCUAGAA
Molecule: messenger RNA, 751 nt
Organism: Tigriopus californicus
Lineage: Eukaryota; Metazoa; Arthropoda; Copepoda; Harpacticoida; Harpacticidae
Product: fucose mutarotase-like
Exons: 4
Coding region: 165-623 (152 amino acids)
Biological process (GO): fucose metabolic process
Molecular function (GO): fucose binding; racemase and epimerase activity, acting on carbohydrates and derivatives
Source: RefSeq, a predicted model, not a curated record